Syngnathus typhle (broad-nosed pipefish) is the source of this 1918-nucleotide messenger RNA. RefSeq names its product T-box transcription factor TBX19-like. Bases 4 to 942 code for a protein of 312 amino acids. NCBI's taxonomy places the organism in Eukaryota, Metazoa, Chordata, Actinopteri, Syngnathiformes, Syngnathidae. The transcript has 7 exons. Gene Ontology annotation, molecular function: DNA-binding transcription factor activity, RNA polymerase II-specific; RNA polymerase II cis-regulatory region sequence-specific DNA binding. The record is from RefSeq and is a predicted model, not a curated record. Gene Ontology annotation, biological process: mesoderm formation; cell fate specification; positive regulation of DNA-templated transcription. Gene Ontology annotation, cellular component: nucleus.
CGCAUGUUCCCUGUCCUGAAGUUCAACGUGUCAGGUCUGGACCCGGGUUCCAUGUACUCCUUCCUCCUGGACUUCAUCCCGGCCGACAGCUGCCGCUGGAAAUUUGUCAACGGCGAGUGGCUGACGGCCGGCCAGGCGGAAGGAGGCGGCGCGGCUCGGGACCAAGUCGGCAUCUACGUGCAUCCGGACUCGCCCAACUUUGGAGCUCAUUGGAUGAAGGAGACGGUGACCUUUGACAAGGUCAAACUAACCAACAAACGCAAUGCGGAAGGACAGAUUAUGUUAAACUCCCUUCAUAAAUACGAACCUCAUCUGCACAUAGUGUGCGUGGGCUCGCAGCGUCGUCUCGUUUCCAACGUGUCCUUCGAAGAGACUCAGUUCAUCGCCGUCACCGCCUAUCAGAACGACGAGAUCACAGCUCUGAAAAUCAAACAUAAUCCUUUCGCCAAAGCAUUCCUGGACACCAAAGACAGGAACCUGGGUGGGCGGGGCUUGGCAGAGCAAAUGGACGGUAAUGUCGGUAUUCCACCGUGUUGGUCUCUGUGUUCACCGGGUGGAGGUGCAACUUUUUCUUAUGGUGGGAGCCUUCCACUUCCAUCCCAUCAUCAACACGGAUACCGGCACCGUGGUUACGCUGGGCGACACUCUCCCUAUCACUACCUGCCACACUGCUCGCACCCCUCAGGUGUUCAGGUGUUAUCAGAGGGGUGGAGCUCUACCUUCUCCCAUCCCCCGACCAACAACAUGCCUCCAACUUUGGCCUCUAACAGCUCCAGCCAGUAUCCUUGUCUAUGGACAACUGGCUGCAGUGAGAUGAGCCCCUCCCCUUUGCCAUGUGAAAUUUUGCAAGGAUCAAUGAGCAGCGAGUACGUCAUGCAACCUCAUAGUGGUAAUCGAGCUGGUGGAGCAUGGUGGGCUUCUGACCCUGCUCAGUCUCUCUAACAAGGCACAUGAUUGCUUGAACAAAAUUCACCUUUGACCUAUGGAUAUCUAUUAUUUAUCACAGGCCUUAUCUGUAUUCAUCAUUAAUCAGCAUCUCUCAUUAGUGUACACGCAAAUUAUGUUCAUCUGGAAAAACUUAGUAGUAGUAAAGUAACACAGCACACCCUCACCCAUUUUGUCAGCAAAAAGGCAGCAAGAUGCCAGUGCACCAAACAUCAUUUCAAAGCCAGUAGGUAAGCAGACCUGCAGUUUAAGCACAUAGUGGAUUUGUAUUAGCUAACACUUAUAUUAGCAUUAGCUUGCUGUGAUGUCAUAAUACAGUUCGGCUAAGUUGUCGACGUCUAUUUGUGUUUUGUGGUGUCGUGUGGCAUCCUACAUUAUUUGACAAGUGUGAUUCGGUGUCUUGGUAAUGAAAAUUGUCUGAAGAGAAGAGAAAAUCAAAACAUUUUUACACCAAUAUAGGCAGAAAAUUAAGAUGGAAGACUUUGUUACUAAAAUACACAGUUAAUGGGUGACCAAGAAUUACCUGACUUUUUGGAUACAAUAAAUUAAGUCAUAGUUAAGUAUAAGUAUAUAUUUAGCUCGCAUACUGAUGGUGGGUUAAAGUAUGGGUACUUUCUUGUCAAUCAUUUGGUCCACUGAGCAUUUCCAUUUUAAAGACUCUAGCAGGAUUUGUGUGGUUAUACAAAUGAGAAUUAUGUAUUGGAAUAAACCUGAAUGUAUUUGACAUACACAUUUUAACAAAUUUAUCUUGACCUCAUUGACAAAUCUGUCUGAUUUAAAAAUUAAACAAGGCCUCUGUGUACAAAGGUCUGCUCAGCCCUGCUCUAAAUCAGUUUAUUUAGUGUGCUUUUUUUUUUUUUUUUAAUUAUGAUGUUUGUCGUGUUUGUUGAAACCAGUUUAGCUGUUGCACAGUGCUUUCCCAUGUUUCUAUGGAGUAAAAUAUAAUGAUAAUAAAUAAAAUCUAAUAACUGUG